AUGGAAAGUAGGAAAAGCAAGUUUUCUUGGAGAGAUUUGGAGUAUUGCGACAAGCCUGCGUCUCGAAGUGGCCCGUUGAGGAUCGUAGCCCAUAUUGAUCAGGAUGCAUUUUAUGCCCAAGUGGAAAUUGUGAGGCUAGGAAUUAAUCCAUCUACUCCUUUUGCCGUGCAACAAUGGCAAGGUCUUAUUGCUGUAAACUAUCCAGCUAGAGACGCAAACGUUUCGAGACAUGAAACCAUCACAGAAGCCAAGAAAAAAUGUCCUGAACUUCAAGUUGCACACGUAAAAACUUGGAAGGCGGGUGAUACAGAAGCCAAGUACCAUGAAAACCCAGACCCAAAUAAUUUUAAAGCUUGCUUGGAUCCGUACAGGCAUGAAAGUGUCAAGAUUUUAAACAUCAUAAAAAACCAUGCGCCUAUCGUGAAGAAGGCUAGUAUUGAUGAAUGCUUUAUAGAACUUACGGGUGAGGUAAAGAGACUUGUUUUGGAGGAAUACCCAUUUUUAAAAGCAUCACCAGACAAUCUGGAAACAUCCCUUCCCGCAGCUCCAGUGCUUCUAUGGACGCAUGAUUAUGGAAUAUUGAUUGAUCGAAACGGAGGCGAUGCUGGUGAAGAAUAUGAACAGGACUGGGAUGAUGUCUUUCUUUAUUAUGCAGCGAGAAUAGUGAAAGCAAUCCGCGAUGAUAUUUUCGAAUCGCUGCAUUAUACAUGUUCCGCUGGUGUUUCUUUCAACCCAAUGCUUGCAAAGCUGGUUAGCUCUCGAAAUAAACCAAACAAACAAGCAGUUUUAUGUCGCAGCGGUAUAAAGGAAUAUCUCGGAUCGCUAAGCAUUACCGAUAUAAGAAUGUUGGGCGGCAAGUUUGGAGAGGAAGUGGUUCGAGUACUUGGUACUGAUUCCAUUUCUGAUGUGUGGUCCAUGCAGCUUGACAAUGUUAUGGGCAAACUUGGCCAGGUGAACGGUAGGCUUGUCUGGAAUAUGUGUCAUGGCCUUGAUGAUACAGAAAUCACAACCCAGAUACAAAUAAAAUCCAUGCUAUCUGCAAAAAAUUUCAGCCAAAAUAAACUGAAGGAUGAACAUGCAGUUAUCAACUGGUUUCGUGUGUUUGGCUCCGAUUUACAUUCCAGAUUCAUGGAAGUAGAGGGCUUGCGAAGGCCUAAAACUUUGUGUCUCCAUGUUCUAACUGGUUCUCUUCGUAAAUCAAGAUCAACCCAAAUUCCUUUGGAUGCUGAUAUUACAGUGGAUUAUAUCGCGAGUCAUUGCCUAAAGCUUCUUCGACAGCUUCAAGAUGAGUACGAUGUAUACCCAAUUGCCCAUCUAUCAGUCAGUUUUCAAAAUAUAGUAGAAAAUGAUAAGAGCUCAAGAGGCAUAGAGUCUUUUCUACGUCCUAGCAAGGUGAUUCCCAAAUCGACAGCUACUUUAGAUAACAGUUCAAAGCUUCAUUCGGAUGAUAACAGUAAACCUCAACCGCAAUGUCCGUCUGAAGAAAUCCCAGAAGAAGCAUCUCCAAAAAAGAAAAGAAGCGUUUUUGGAAUGUUCAAGGAUAUUUCGGAUAGUCCAAGUCCUACUAUUCAGCAGUCAUAUACAUGCGAUGAAUGUGGACAUUCCAUUCCUAUUACUCAGAAUGGAGAACACGACGAUUAUCAUUUUGCUAUCAAUUUAUCUCGUAAAGAAAGAUUAUUUGAACCGCAGCCAUCUUCUGCUUCUAGUACAGAUAAGCCAACAGUUACCGCAAAAAGCAGGACAUACGGACGCAGGACUGGUAGUAAACAUUAUAUUGCACCAGUAGGUAGUCCAUCACCGAAAAGGGCCUUCCUUGACGCUUUUUUUACUUCGAAUCAAAGCACGUCGUCUUCAUCUGCCUUGCGUAAAAAGAACAAUCCAGUUAGCUCUUCAGGUUCUUCAAGCGCUACCCAGAUGCAUUUGGACCUAGGGUCAACUACUGUUACAUGCCCAGAAUGUCUCAUGGAAUACAAUAAAGCAAGUGAAGAAGACGUGGAUUUGCAUUCACGAUUUCAUUCUCGUACGUUAGGUGGUAUAAGUCUAUGUAUGCAAACAGAACCGAUUAAACGACUUAGCUAUUCUGUCAAUGGUGAUUCAAUCUACAUGAUUACAGCUGAAAGUUCAUUGUUGGACCAGAAAAAAGCCGAGGAGGCUUUAAACUUUGUAAAUGAAGAACUUUCUGGUGAACCCAUGGAAACUAUUGGUAUUGAUAAAUAUUCCAUUUUCUUGUUCAUGUCUGGGAGAAAAUGCCUUGGGCUUUUGUUAGCAGAGCGUAUAAAUUCCGCAUACGUGAUAAGUGAAAAAGAAGACGAAAAAACAUUUUUUUCGUCCGCUGUGUAUAUUAAAGAGAACAAAUUGCAGCGUGGAUUUCUUCUUGGUGUCUCAAGGAUUUGGGUUACUCCAUCACGUCGAAAACAAGGAAUUGCUCGCGCACUAUUAGAUUGCGCGACAUCUUAUUUUAUUUAUGGGUAUAAAAUUUCCAACAAGGAAAUUGCUUUUACUCAACCAAGUGAAAGCGGAAAACGAUUUAUUCUAUCCUGGAGUCGAGCUUUUCAAGAAGGCAAAGCAAGUGUACAAUAUGCUGUUUAUGAAAACUAA
Schizosaccharomyces osmophilus is the source of this 2598-nucleotide messenger RNA. It is a transcript of the gene eso1, whose product is annotated as mitotic cohesin N-acetyltransferase/DNA polymerase eta Eso1 fusion protein. The transcript has a single exon. The record is from RefSeq and is a predicted model, not a curated record. Gene Ontology annotation, molecular function: damaged DNA binding; DNA-directed DNA polymerase activity. The coding region runs from base 1 to 2598 and encodes 865 amino acids. Gene Ontology annotation, biological process: error-prone translesion synthesis; response to radiation. Lineage: Eukaryota; Fungi; Ascomycota; Schizosaccharomycetes; Schizosaccharomycetales; Schizosaccharomycetaceae. Gene Ontology annotation, cellular component: replication fork; site of double-strand break; nucleus.